Messenger RNA from Aspergillus eucalypticola CBS 122712, 1008 nucleotides. RefSeq names its product 40S ribosomal protein uS13. Gene Ontology annotation, molecular function: RNA binding; structural constituent of ribosome. Gene Ontology annotation, cellular component: small ribosomal subunit; ribosome; cytosol. Bases 78 to 545 code for a protein of 155 amino acids. The transcript has 3 exons. NCBI's taxonomy places the organism in Eukaryota, Fungi, Ascomycota, Eurotiomycetes, Eurotiales, Aspergillaceae. The record is from RefSeq and is a predicted model, not a curated record. Gene Ontology annotation, biological process: translation.
CCCGCCUCGAUUUCACCUCCUUCUCAUCCCUCUCGCCUGUCGACAAUCAAUCGCGGUCCUUCGCGCCAUCGCCCAUCAUGUCGCUCGUGUCCGGCGAGAAGACGAACUUCCAGUACAUUCUGCGUCUGCUCAACACCAAUGUUGACGGCAAGCAGAAGAUCAUGUACGCCUUGACCCAGAUCAAGGGUGUUGGUCGCCGUUACUCCAACUUGGUCUGCAAGAAGGCCGACGUUGACCUCAGCAAGCGCGCUGGUGAACUCACCACCGAAGAGCUCGAGCGUAUCGUCACCAUCCUCCAGGCCCCCACCCAGUACAAGAUCCCCACCUGGUUCCUCAACAGACAGCGCGACAUCACCGAUGGCAAGGACUCCCAGGUCGUCUCCAACUCCCUCGACAGCAAGCUCCGUGAGGAUCUCGAGCGCCUGAAGAAGAUCCGCUCCCACCGUGGUCUCCGUCACUACUGGGGUCUCCGUGUCCGCGGUCAGCACACCAAGACCACCGGUCGUCGUGGACGCACCGUCGGUGUCAGCAAGAAGAAGAACUAAAAAAACAAUCAUCGGGGUCAUAUCAUCUGCGUUUGUUUCUUCGUACUUGCUGGAGUGGAUCGUGGGAAGGAUGGAUUCCUUUUGUGUAUGUUGGUGUGGAUUUUUUUUAACGAAAUCUUCCCUGGGACCGGGAACAAUAUUAGAAAAUGCCGUGUCCGAAAUGAAAAGAAUCAUACCAAUAUGAAUGAAUACCAAAUCAUCCUUUCCUCACAUUUCCUUUGUCUGCUGUUUUACGAUUUACGAAUGUACGGGUCAUUCGGUGGCGAAUUAUGAGUAGGCUCUUAUGGCUCGGUUUCUAUGGGAGUGGUCUACCUUCUUACUAUCGACUGAGACGUCCAUACGCCUAGCUGUCGACUCUAAAUCAAUUUCGUGUUCUACACUACGUACAGACGGUAUGGUACUAAUCAAAUGCGUGUAAAUGCGAUCGAUUCAAUCUCGUACGAAGUACAAAUGCAUAAUGCAC